Messenger RNA from Phytophthora sojae, 2286 nucleotides. RefSeq lists its product as hypothetical. The transcript has 13 exons. Lineage: Eukaryota; Oomycota; Peronosporomycetes; Peronosporales; Peronosporaceae. Bases 1 to 2286 code for a protein of 761 amino acids. The record is from RefSeq and is a predicted model, not a curated record.
AUGCGAGCCGGCGUUGCCGAUAACCGACCGACAAAGUACUGCGGCUCCAUCGGGCUGCAGCACAGCGACGGCGUGCGAGAGCCUUCGGUGGAUCAGGACAGACUGGUGGGGAAAGCAGGCGAGGACGAGGAACGUGAUCUCGCGCUAUUGCAGCGCUGCUGUGGUAGUAUCGUGGUGGCACUGCUCGUGUCCACGGCCAGCGUGUCGGCUCCGUAUCGCGGCUCCAUCGGCCUGGAGCACAGCGACGGCGUGCGAGAGCCUUCGGUGGAUGCGGACAGACCGGUGGGGAAAGCAGGCGAGGACGAGGAACGUGAUCUCGCGCUAUUGCAGCGCUGCUGUGGUAGUAUCGUGGUGGCACUGCUCGUGUCCACGGCCAGCGUGUCGGCUCCGUAUCGCGGCUCCAUCGGCCUGGAGCACAGCGACGGCGUGCGAGAGCCUUCGGUGGAUGCGGACAGACCGGUGGGGAAAGCAGGCGAGGACGAGGAACGUGAUCUCGCGCUAUUUCAGCGCUGCUGUGGUAGUAUCGUGGUGGCACUGCUCGUGUCCACGGCCAGCGUGUCGGCUCCGUAUCGCGGCUCCAUCGGCCUGGAGCACAGCGACGGCGUGCGAGAGCCUUCGGUGGAUGCGGGCAGACCGGUGGGGAAAGCAGGCGAGGACGAGGAACGUGAUCUCGCGCUAUUUCAGCGCUGCUGUGGUAGUAUCGUGGUGGCACUGCUCGUGUCCACGGCCAGCGUGUCGGCUCCGGUCGACGUGCUGGUCGGAAUGAUGUUGGCGGCACGCCACGUCGAGGAGUCGAGGAUUGUGUUAUCUGGCAGCACGGAGGCCGAGGCGAGUGGCGAUGUCAUUCUGUACUAUCGCGGCUCCAUCGGCCUGGAGCACAGCGACGGCGUGCGAGAGCCUUCGGUGGAUGCGGACAGACCGGUGGGGAAAGCAGGCGAGGACGAGGAACGUGAUCUCGCGCUAUUUCAGCGCUACCGUGGUAGUAUCGUGGUGGCACUGCUCGUGUCCACGGCCAGCGUGUCGGCUCCGUAUCGCGGCUCCAUCGGCCUGGAGCACAGCGACGGCGUGCGAGAGCCUUCGGUGGAUGCGGACAGACCGGUGGGGAAAGCAGGCGAGGACGAGGAACGUGAUCUCGCGCUAUUUCAGCGCUGCUGUGGUAGUAUCGUGGUGGCACUGCUCGUGUCCACGGCCAGCGUGUCGGCUCCGUAUCGCGGCUCCAUCGGCCUGGAGCACAGCGACGGCGUGCGAGAGCCUUCGGUGGAUGCGGACAGACCGGUGGGGAAAGCAGGCGAGGACGAGGAACGUGAUCUCGCGCUAUUUCAGCGCUACCGUGGUAGUAUCGUGGUGGCACUGCUCGUGUCCACGGCCAGCGUGUCGGCUCCGUAUCGCGGCUCCAUCGGCCUGGAGCACAGCGACGGCGUGCGAGAGCCUUCGGUGGAUGCGGACAGACCGGUGGGGAAAGCAGGCGAGGACGAGGAACGUGAUCUCGCGCUAUUUCAGCGCUGCUGUGGUAGUAUCGUGGUGGCACUGCUCGUGUCCACGGCCAGCGUGUCGGCUCCGUAUCGCGGCUCCAUCGGCCUGGAGCACAGCGACGGCGUGCGAGAGCCUUCGGUGGAUGCGGACAGACCGGUGGGGAAAGCAGGCGAGGACGAGGAACGUGAUCUCGCGCUAUUUCAGCGCUGCUGUGGUAGUAUCGUGGUGGCACUGCUCGUGUCCACGGCCAGCGUGUCGGCUCCGUAUCGCGGCUCCAUCGGCCUGGAGCACAGCGACGGCGUGCGAGAGCCUUCGGUGGAUGCGGGCAGACCGGUGGGGAAAGCAGGCGAGGACGAGGAACGUGAUCUCGCGCUAUUUCAGCGCUGCUGUGGUAGUAUCGUGGUGGCACUGCUCGUGUCCACGGCCAGCGUGUCGGCUCCGUAUCGCGGCUCCAUCGGCCUGGAGCACAGCGACGGCGUGCGAGAGCCUUCGGUGGAUGCGGACAGACCGGUGGGGAAAGCAGGCGAGGACGAGGAACGUGAUCUCGCGCUAUUUCAGCGCUGCUGUGGUAGUAUCGUGGUGGCACUGCUCGUGUCCACGGCCAGCGUGUCGGCUCCGUAUCGCGGCUCCAUCGGCCUGGAGCACAGCGACGGCGUGCGAGAGACUUACGAGGUUAUACGGGGGAUUCACUAUACAGUGGGCGGCGACCUCAGGGUCUUGAUGAACUGGCCCAAUACACUGGAGCCACUUUCGAACUUGGUACCUGCGGACCGAGAGCAGAUCGAGCGUGCUAACGGUAUUGCAGGCAACUAA